AUGUUGGCUACAAGAAAUACCAUCCGAAGUCUAGCAAGGCUGCCAAAGAGCUGCAUCCAACGUACCUCCAAGCUUUCUGCGACUCCUGCAACUGUUACCAGCAGGUCUUUAUAUUCAGACGCCUAUACCAACACAGCAACCCCCUUGUGCCCAUCUGCUGGCUCCUCUACGUCGCAACGUAUACCGAGCUCGAGGCUAAAUGGCAGCUUCCGCAUAGCUCGUAGGGAUUUUUCUGCAACCACAGCUGUUUCCCAUGGUCACCUUGACCCUCCCAAGCCUGGCGAAGAGCUCUACGUGACAUUCAUCGAUAAGGAUGGCGACGAGCAUAAGAUUGCGGUCAGCAAGGGCGAUAACCUGUUGACUAUUGCACAGGCCCAUGACAUCGAGAUGGAGGGCGCCUGCGAAGGAUCCUGCGCCUGUUCGACAUGCCAUAUAAUAGUAGAGAGCGAGGACGCCUUUGACAAAAUACCCGAGGCGACCGACGACGAGAAUGACAUGUUGGAUCUAGCAUUCGGCUUGACUGAGACAUCGAGGCUUGGCUGCCAGAUCGACAUGACUCCCGAGCUGAAUGGAUUACGAGUGCGGCUGCCCUCUAACACGAGGAACUUACAAGCCAAAGAUUUUAGCGCAUAG
Messenger RNA from Lachnellula hyalina, 633 nucleotides. It is a transcript of the gene YAH1, whose product is annotated as Adrenodoxin-like protein, mitochondrial. Gene Ontology annotation, molecular function: 2 iron, 2 sulfur cluster binding. The record is from RefSeq and is a predicted model, not a curated record. Gene Ontology annotation, cellular component: mitochondrion. Lineage: Eukaryota; Fungi; Ascomycota; Leotiomycetes; Helotiales; Lachnaceae. The transcript has 3 exons. Bases 1 to 633 code for a protein of 210 amino acids. Gene Ontology annotation, biological process: P450-containing electron transport chain; positive regulation of oxidoreductase activity.